AUGACUACCACAUACUUUGAGCAGUGCAAGCGUUCGUUCGCAGAUGUCCCCACGGAGGGAGGUGUUGAUACAGUCACAUUCUUGGAAGCCUGCGAGGGCCUUGUGAAGCUGUUCGACUUGCUGGGCAACUCGGCAUUCAAGGUGGUGCAGAACGAUAUGAACGGGAACAUCGCAAAAGUCAAUAAUCGCCUCAAUGCAACUGGCGCCGAAAAGUCCGGCACGCUGGAAAAGCUCGUUCAGAACGAGGGACCUGGAGGCAGCUCGAAGCGACCCGCUACCGAGGGACUCAUGUGGCUGUUGCGUGGUCUCGAUUUUACCGCUCAGGCUAUGCGCAACUCGGUGGAUAACAAGAACGAGGAGCUUGCGACCAGUUUCACCAACGCUUACAGCACCACGCUGCGCCCACACCACGGCAUGCUCAUCCGACCAGUAUUUGCGCUCGCCAUGAAAGCUUGUCCUUAUCGAAAAGACUUUUACGCUAAGCUUGGCGAACCACAGGCGAAAGUGGAUGAGGAGCUGGAAAAGUGGUUGGCAGCACUCGAGAAGAUUGUGGCUCACAUGAAGAGCUUCUAUGCCUCGGGCAAGUACGACAAGGGCUUCUAA
Molecule: messenger RNA, 603 nt
Organism: Mycosarcoma maydis (corn smut)
Lineage: Eukaryota; Fungi; Basidiomycota; Ustilaginomycetes; Ustilaginales
Product: putative het-c2 protein
Exons: 4
Coding region: 1-603 (200 amino acids)
Biological process (GO): ceramide transport; intermembrane lipid transfer
Cellular component (GO): cytoplasm; cytosol; membrane
Molecular function (GO): ceramide 1-phosphate transfer activity; ceramide 1-phosphate binding
Source: RefSeq, a predicted model, not a curated record